AUGGAUCCCAGGUCUUAAAACAAUUCUGAAAAUUAGAUUCAUGGUGAUGACAAUGAGGAUUAAAGAUCAGGCGAUGAAGGAGUACUAAUUUUAUCAUCUUUAAGGAUAAAUUACAUAACUUCAAGCACAACAUUAAUGAAGGUGGUGAAGUAAUCCAUGAGAAUGUCAAAAAAAUAGAUAUGAAAAAAACAUUGAAUGAUACUACCUUCAUUUUGACUUGCUUAAAAAACCAUUUUGUAUUUUAUAAUCUGAGUGAAGCUGAAUUGUAAAAAUGUUUAUAUAUAUAUUUAAUAGGGAGAAUAUUGUAAACAAGAUGUUCUAUUGCGAAGCAGCUGCAUAAACUUAUAUCUUCAAAUAAUAAGAUCAUGCAACUUGCUUUUUUAUUUUAUAAAGAGGGAGUCUAGAGGUUAUAGUUAAUGAAAAGGUAUGAGUUCUCAAUUCAAAAUUUUAAGGCCAAGAGAGAAUUGAAGACUGGAGAUGGAUUCGGAGAAUUGGCUCUCUUGUACAAUGCUCCUCGUUCUGCAUCAGUGAAAUGUUUUGAGAAUUGUAAUCUUUGGGGAAUCGAUAGAAAUACUUUCAGAAGAGCUGUUGAGGAAAUGAUAACAAAAGAAUAUGAAGAAAACAGAAAAUUCAUGGAAGUAGUUAGAUUUUUUCGUAAGUUCUUUUAUAAUAAUCCUAGAUAAUUUGACGAAUGAACAAAAGGAUGCAAUUGCUGCUGUUUUAAUUGUACAGAAAUUCUAUAAAAAUUAAAUUAUUGUAAAUGAAGGUGAUCCUGGAUCUUCUUUUUAUAUAAUCAAAGAGGUAUUGAAAUUCAGAAUAAUCUUCUAGGGAACAGUGUCGGUGCUUAAAGGAAACAAAGAAGUUAGAAAACUAUAUAAGGGUGACUCUUUUGGUGAAUAAGCCUUGUAUUAUAACACUGUCAGAUAAAUGACUGUUAGAGCAGAGGAUGAUGUUAAGUGUUUGGCAUUGGGAAGAGAUUCUUUAACAAAGAUCUUAGGAGAUCAAGUGCAUGUUGUCACAUUCAGAAAUUUAUAAAAAUGGGCCUUUGAGAAAAAUGCCUUGUUGAGCAAAUUAACCAAAGCCUAAAUUGACAAAGUGUUGGAUGUCAUGAAAAUAUCUUCAUGUAAAGCAGGCGAUGUGAUUCUGAAAAAGGGUACUCAAGCCAAUCAAAAGAUUAUUGUUAUAAUUGAAGGUAGUUUGAAGAAGAGUAAGUCUGGUAUUACAGUUGCAACUAAGGCUUAAGCUUGGGGAGAGGAGUAUUUCUUAUAGACCAAUAAGGCUAAGAUGUAUAAGAUAUAAACAAUUAUUUAGUUUGGAUGAUGAUAUUGUAAUGGAAACCGAUGGAGUAAUUGCAGAAAUUACUGCUGACAAUUUCAUUGAUUGUAUUUCAGGUGAAUUGGAAGAAGUCAUUAAGAAGAAUGAGAAAAUUCUUGAAAAGAAACUUCAAAAGUCAGAUCAAACAAAAAAGAAGGAAGCUCAAAAUAUUAAGAAAUCAGAGCUGAUUCAUAUCAAAACAAUUGCUUAUGGUCAAUUUGGUCCAGUCUAUUUAGUUAAAGCUAAAUAUAAUUAACAAUUAUAUGUUUUGAAAGCAUUUAACAAAAAUUAAAUUAAUGAAUAAACUCUUGAAAAGUAUUGUUAAUUCAUAAAUAAUUUAGAUAUUUACAAUAAGAAAAGUAGGUUUUAGAAAUUGUCAAUUUUCCAUUUAUCAUCUCGUUUAUGAAAACAUUUAAGGAUGCAAUGGAUGUGUAUUUUCUCCUUGAAUAUGUGCGAGGAAUGGAAUUAUUUGACGUGAUUAGAGAUAUCGGUAAUUCUUAACAUAAUAUAUUCAGGUCUCUUAUCAACAUAUGAUUCUCAAUUUUAUGUUGCCUCUAUGAUUCUAAUCACAGAAUAUCUACAUCACCAAAAUAUCAUUUACAGAGACAUUAAACCUGAAAAUUUCAUGGUUGAUGAAAAAGGAUUCCUAAAGUUAAUAGAUUUGGGAACUGCAAAAAUAAUCAAAGGAAAAUAAGGAAUUAUUCGUACCUACACAAUUAUAGGAACCCCACAUUGUAUUAUCAUAAUGUCAUCAUUUAUUAGACAUGGCUCCAGAAAUCAUUUGUGGAAAAGGAUACAAUUGUUUAGUUGAUUUAUGGUCCAUUGGUAUAUGUCUCUAUGAAUUCAUGUGCGGAAUGGUUCCUUUUGGAGAAGAAGCCGAAGACCCUUAUGAAAUUUAUGAGGAAAUCAUCAAGAAGGAUAUAACAUAUCCUAAUUAUUUGAAAGAUAAAAAAGCCAAGAAACUUAUGGAUUAGUAAAACUGAAUUAAUAACGUUUUAGAUUGCUAUCUCGAGUUCCUGAAGUGAGAUUAGGAGGAUCUUAUGCAAGUCUUAAGGGAAAUCCUUGGUUUGAAAAUUUUGAUUGGGUAGCGCUUUGAUUUAUUAAGUUUAGGAAAAAUUGUUAGAAAAAGAGAUUAAAACUCCAUAUCUACCCCCGGCAGACAAAUUGCUACCAGACAUAGAAAUAAAGUAACUUGAAUAAAAUGGCAGAAUGAUUGAGGAUGAAAUUAAAGUAAGUAUUAUAUCUACUCAAGUAAGAACAAUCUGUAAGACAAAUCGAUGGCAACAAUUAAGGAGAUCAAGGAUGGGAGAAAGACUUUUGAAAUCUAAAAUUAAUAUUAGAAAACCAC
This is a messenger RNA of Paramecium octaurelia, 2662 nucleotides long. NCBI's taxonomy places the organism in Eukaryota, Ciliophora, Oligohymenophorea, Peniculida, Parameciidae. The record is from the annotation of a GenBank genome assembly.